This is a messenger RNA of Ricinus communis (castor bean), 1346 nucleotides long. RefSeq names its product glyoxylate/hydroxypyruvate reductase HPR3. Gene Ontology annotation, cellular component: cytosol. The coding region runs from base 131 to 1099 and encodes 322 amino acids. The transcript is spliced from 2 exons. The record is from RefSeq and is a predicted model, not a curated record. Gene Ontology annotation, molecular function: NAD binding; hydroxypyruvate reductase [NAD(P)H] activity; glyoxylate reductase (NADPH) activity. Lineage: Eukaryota; Viridiplantae; Streptophyta; Magnoliopsida; Malpighiales; Euphorbiaceae.
CCUUUUAUACAUCCAUUAUCUCUCCAAUAUAAGUUAAAAGUCCGGCUACCACUUUACACAGGUUCUGCCUACAUCACCUGCUGAAGGGUCAGAGGGAGAAAAAAGACUGAAACAACCCCAAAUUCCAUCAAUGGCUGCAGCCGACGAGUCGAUGCAAAACCUUCCUCUUGUCCUUCUCCAUCGUCCCCCAUCAUUCACUCUUCCACUAAAAGACCGACUAUCAGCUCACUUCCAACUUCUCGACCCAGUUCUUGCGCAAGAACCUGCCAACUCCCUCAAUUCCGUAAGAGCUCUAGUAUGUGUUGGCUAUGCUCCCAUCACAUCCGAAACUCUCAGUGUCCUCCCUUCUUUGGAGCUCAUAGUGGCCUCCAGUGCUGGCCUUGACCAUAUUGACCUGAAAGAGUGCCGUGGCCGUGGGAUUACUAUUACCAACGCCAGUGUGGCGUUCGCGGAGGAUGUUGCUGACCAAGCGGUGGCAUUGCUGAUUGAUGUUUUACGCAGAAUAUCUGCAGCUGAUCGGUUUGUUCGCUCUGGCUUGUGGCCCAUGAAGGGGGACUACCCCCUUGGUUUCAAGUUAGGAGGCAAACGAGUUGGGAUUGUUGGGUUUGGAAGUAUCGGUUCUGAAGUUGCAAAAAGGCUCGAGGCUUUUGGCUGCAGAAUUGCGUACAAUUCAAGAAGGAAAAAGCCAAGUGUUCCAUUCCCUUACUAUGCCAAUGUCUUGGACCUUGCUGCAGAAAGUGACAUUCUUAUCCUUUGCUGCUCGUUAACAGAAGAAACUCACCAUUUGAUUAAUGGGAAUGUGAUGAAAACCUUGGGAAGAGAAGGGGUGAUCAUUAAUGUUGGACGGGGAUCGCUUAUUGAUGAGAAGGAACUAGUACAGUUUUUGGUGCAAGGGAAGAUUGGGGGCGCAGGUCUUGAUGUGUUUGAGAAUGAGCCUUAUGUGCCAAAGGAACUGUUUUCUUUAGAUAAUGUUGUGCUAUCUCCACACGUUGCUGUCUUCACCCCAGAAUCUAUUGAAGCAAUUUUAGAGCUAAUAUUUUCCAACUUGAAGGCAUUCUUUUCAAAUGAACCUCUACUGUCAGUUGUUCAGCCCGAGUAAGGGAAUUCUUCACUCUUUUUUCCCAUCAUUGUGUCACAUGUAACUGCGAUAACUAAAUUCAUAUGCGUUUACAUUCUCCUAAUGUAGGAUUUAUGCAUAUACAAAAUAACAGUUGUAAAAUGCCAUAAAUGUUCUGCAACCAUUCAAAAAGUGAUCAUCUCCGUGCCAGAAGAAAAAAGAAAGGCACUAAUAAUGUAUAGGAGUUCUGUUUUUCUAAUUAAGAGUUUUAUUUGUUUCCGUUAAGUUA